This is a messenger RNA of Striga asiatica, 429 nucleotides long. NCBI's taxonomy places the organism in Eukaryota, Viridiplantae, Streptophyta, Magnoliopsida, Lamiales, Orobanchaceae. The record is from the annotation of a GenBank genome assembly.
AUGGGUGAAGGAUCUGGUAGAGUUCUCGUGGGUGUUCUUGCAAUUGAUGGGAGUAGCUUCAGGAGGACCACUGUCUGCUACACAGUACUACACUAUUUGCUUGGGCAUGCGCUUGAUCCAUUUGGGUGUCUGCACGCGCGAGCCCUUGUUCCGCUUCAGGACGCCAAGUACUGGGCUUUGGCCUUGAAUAUGCGUCGUGCGUCGUCGUCGGACAACGGAUUCUUAGGGUCUUUGUGUCUAGGUUUUGGCUUGUCGAAGAGUGGAGACUACGGGUCGAGUUUGAGGGAACAGAGGACUUUCGGCGGCGGCAGUUUUGAGAGGAUUGGAGGUGGGUUUACUGCGAAUGAUGGGAGGAAGGAGGAUUAUAGAGAGAUUUUGUAUCGGAACUCAACCAUGAGAGAAGGGGUGUUGAGGAGGCUGAAGACUUAA